Molecule: messenger RNA, 197 nt
Organism: Pelobates cultripes (western spadefoot toad)
Lineage: Eukaryota; Metazoa; Chordata; Amphibia; Anura; Pelobatidae
Source: the annotation of a GenBank genome assembly
CAACCAGGCGGCGCCAUUACAGGCAUCCACUACAAACACCCAGAAAGACAACUAGACCCUACAAACACCGUCGAGCUCAAGGGCGGGAAACUAUGCCAUAUUACAAUGGCCCCCACACUCAAGAGAACAAGACUGCUAAGCCAACCUCCCACACAAGCUACUCACCAGCUCAGCGGGGCUCACCUUCACCUCUCCAA